Molecule: messenger RNA, 954 nt
Organism: Gastrolobium bilobum
Lineage: Eukaryota; Viridiplantae; Streptophyta; Magnoliopsida; Fabales; Fabaceae
Product: ATP synthase subunit delta, chloroplastic
Exons: 1
Coding region: 68-775 (235 amino acids)
Biological process (GO): photosynthetic electron transport in photosystem II; proton motive force-driven ATP synthesis; photosynthetic electron transport in photosystem I
Cellular component (GO): chloroplast thylakoid membrane
Molecular function (GO): proton-transporting ATP synthase activity, rotational mechanism
Source: RefSeq, a predicted model, not a curated record
UACAAAAGCCAAUGCCUAAAAACUUAUCCAUCUCAUACUCACUCUCUCUUCUCUGAUCUCUAUUUCAAUGGAUACUCUGUCAAGUUCUGUUUCAACCCUCAAAGUCCCAACACUCCCACCUACAAAUCGUGAAUUCUAUCACUUUAAAAGAACUACCUAUGCAACCCCCAACUGUCCUCCAAAUCCACAACCCCAUGUCUCCUCCACUUCCUUACCCAACUUGGUUCCCAAAACCAAGACUUUCUCACACAAGUCUUCUACUUCUCUAGCAUUAGACACGUCACCUCUCAAACUCAAACCAUCUUCUCCAAUAUUCCAUCGAAAGCCUGCUACUGGUUAUGCAGCAGCAGUCAUAGAUGUGGCUCAAAGCAGCAAUUCCCUUCAUAUGGUUCAGAAGGAUGUUCAGAGUCUCUUGAAAUUCAUCCAACAUGUGACCUUUCAAUCAACUUUGGUUGACCCUUCAAUGGUUGAGGAGCUUAAAGGACAAGCCAUGAGGCACGUAGUAGAGCAAGGGAAUUUUCAUGGGCAUCUGGUUGGGUUGUUGAAGAUGCUGCUGAAGAAGAACAAGGUGGGAAUAGUUCAGGAAGUGUUGGAAGAAUUCGAGAGGAUUUACGAUGAGCUUUGUGGAACUCAAGUGGUAUUGGUUUCAUCUACGACAAAGAUGGGGGAAGAAGAACUGUUUGGGAUAGCCAAGAGCGUGCAGCAACUAAGUGGGGCAGUGAGAGUGAAGGUAAGGAAUUUGGUUCAAUCAAGUGAGCUUUGCUAUGUGAAGUGAAAAUCACCCUAAAAAAACACAAAUAUUGGUCAUAGUCUAUAUAUGUCAAGUACAGGAGAAGAGCUAUAAAUGUAACUUCAAAAUUCAAUCAAAGUUAUAACGAUCAAAGCUCUUACUUUAUUUGUUUUCAUGUAAUGGGUUUGGCUGUCAAUCAAAUCAUGACUUAUUUAGUUGCCAAA